AUGUCUCACCUUACCUACACAGCCUACGAAGGCUAUGGCGAGCGCGCCAAGAAGGACCUCUGGUACAGCCAAGCCGUCCGUGUCGGAGACAUCAUCGAAUGUUCUGGCCAAGGCGGCUGGGACCGAGAGACAGAGAAAAUCGACCCGAAUGUGGUGAUUCAGAUAGAAAAAGCGUUCGAUAACGUGGAAGCUGCUUUGAAGGCAGCAGGUAGUCGCGGUUGGGAGGAUGUUUUCUUCCUGAGAUCACACCACCUGCCCUUCAAUAACGAAGCACUCGAGACAAUGGUUCGCUGCCUGAAAAAGUAUUGCCCGAAUCAUCAGCCGACCUGGACAGCCCUGGGGGUUCCUCGCCUGGCUCUUGAUGAUAUGCGAGUGGAGAUCGAAGUGCGGGCGCAUGUCCCCAAAGACCGAGAGGAGAAGUAA
Molecule: messenger RNA, 423 nt
Organism: Fusarium tjaetaba
Lineage: Eukaryota; Fungi; Ascomycota; Sordariomycetes; Hypocreales; Nectriaceae
Product: L-PSP endoribonuclease family
Exons: 2
Coding region: 1-423 (140 amino acids)
Cellular component (GO): cytosol
Molecular function (GO): deaminase activity
Source: RefSeq, a predicted model, not a curated record